AUGAAGGUGGCCACAUUGAGCUUUUUGGUCACUGCCAUCGCGGCGGCAACACUACCAAGCUACCGGUUUGUCGGAAGAGUGAAUCCUGCAACUAAGCAGCUCACCUGGCCGAGCACUGGAGUCGCCUUUACCUUCAAGGGCACUUCAGCAAGUAUCAACAUUGAUGGUAUAUCGGGUACCUCAAGUGCAGACCUAAUUAUCGACGGUGGAAAUCCCAUACUUAUCAGCAAUGUCAACAGCAACUCCAUCGCCACACCAAAGCUCUCAUCGGGUACUCACACCGUCGAGCUACGCAAGCGAUCUGAGGCCUCGUUUGGCGUGUUCCGUGUCACUGGUGUCACGACAGAUGGAACCCUUGUCGAGAACGUAGCUCCCAAGCGCAAGGUCGAGAUCAUUGGGGACUCCAUCUCCGUUGGAUAUGGCCUUGACGGCGUCAACCCCUGCACUGACUCCGCUGUGCUGCAAAAUAACGGCAAGACAUACGGCGCUGUGGCAGCUCGAUCUUUGAAGGCAGAUUACAGCGUCGUUGCAUGGAGUGGCAAGGGUCUUACACGUAACUACGCCUCUGACCCUCCUGACACGUCACCCGUGUUGCCUCUUCUGUAUACUCGCUACGGUGCCAAUGAUGCUGACGGUAGCUUCACAUUCCCUCAGUCGUGGGUACCUGAUGCUGUGGUGAUCAACCUUGGAACAAACGACUUUAGCUACCUCAAUGUGCGCAGUCCAGUCAAAGCAGCAGAUCUUACCAAAGCCUUGGUCUCUCUUGUAAAGAGUAUUAACUCGCACUACUCCAAGGCGCAGUUCUUCUUCGUGUCUUCGCCUCUGCUGAGUGAUUACUACCCCACGCAGGCAGAUGCGCAGCACACCACGCAUGUCAAGGCACUCAAUGAUGCGAUAAAGCAACUGAGCGGUAUCAAGACUCAUCUGGUGGACUGGCCUACUCAAGGUUCGGAUUCGGGCUGCGACUAUCAUCCCAACGCUGCUACCCAGGCUCAGGGUGGUGCCCUACUUGCGGCGUCUAUCAAGUCAGCUCUGGGAUGGUAG
Messenger RNA from Fusarium sp. VM40, 1044 nucleotides. The record is from the annotation of a GenBank genome assembly. NCBI's taxonomy places the organism in Eukaryota, Fungi, Ascomycota, Sordariomycetes, Hypocreales, Nectriaceae.